AUGCUCGCGUCGCAGCGGGAUGUGGGCGAGCGGCAGCGGGACCAGAUGCUGGCGAGCCUGGCGGAGAAGGAGAUGGCCUACAUCCUGAGCGACCUGGCCAACAUCGGCACGCAGGCGGCGCUCAUCGCCGGCUUCGUCUACUCGUCCGUGGCCGACCCCGACGCCGACGAGGGCGGGCCGCCGAACUCGCACGUCGUCGAGGGGUUGCUGCUGGUGACGAUCAACACGGCGGCCGUCGUCACGAACCUCGUCGUCGUGACGACGUCGACGUUCGUCGCGACGUCGGGGCCCUACGAGGCCCUGACGGGCGACGAGGCGACGCUCUGGCGCACGCUGCGCGUGCUCCAGCGGGAGCGGAGCCGC
Messenger RNA from Aureococcus anophagefferens, 363 nucleotides. RefSeq lists its product as hypothetical. The annotation marks the transcript as partial. The transcript has a single exon. NCBI's taxonomy places the organism in Eukaryota, Pelagophyceae, Pelagomonadales, Pelagomonadaceae. The record is from RefSeq and is a predicted model, not a curated record.